This is a messenger RNA of Sinocyclocheilus rhinocerous, 1252 nucleotides long. Its product is annotated as CD99 antigen-like protein 2. The record is from RefSeq and is a predicted model, not a curated record. The coding region runs from base 176 to 1054 and encodes 292 amino acids. The transcript is spliced from 12 exons. Lineage: Eukaryota; Metazoa; Chordata; Actinopteri; Cypriniformes; Cyprinidae.
GAGCAUCUCGUGCUCGCUCAUUCGCACUGCAGACUCUCGCGCAGGCUUUUCUGAUCUAAGUGAGGAGCUACGACUAAUUACCCUUAGGCCCCAAGGGCAAAGAGUCAUAUAUAUACAUCAUCUACUGCCAAUAUUUAAUAUCACUGUAAUCCCGGUGCCAUUUCGGGCUUUCAACAUGGGGAAAAAGCUCUCGACAUGGACGCUUCUAGUGGUCUUUUCUCUGCUGGUAGUGAAAGGAAUAAGUCAGGAUCUGGACUUGGCAGAUGCGUUUGACGAAGAUGAACCAACUGCCCCACCACCUAAAGUGGACCCAGCAGGUGGUGCAGGAGGAGCAGUGAAACCCAGUCUUAAACCUGUUAAGCCCACAGUCAAGGAACCAGCAAAGCCCAAGCCUAAACAAACAGAAGAGACAUUCACUGAUUUGUUUGACGCCACCAUUCGACCGGGCCUGUUGCCCCGAACACCCCCUAGUCCUCUCCGAACCUCUGUUCCCCCUCGGAAAGCCCAGUCUGAUUUUGGGGACUUGGAUCUUGAAGACGCCCUGAACCCCGACAAUGAUAUCAGAGGAAAGGGCAAAGACUCUGGCAAAGGCGAUAAAGACCUCGGAGGAGGGGGCCGUGAUGACGGCAAACCCAAUAGCAGAGGUGGAACUGGUGGUAGUCAAUUCUCAGACGAUGACCUUGUGGAUGUGGGCAGUGAUAACUCUUACAAACCUGACAAAGGCAAAGGUGGAAGAGGUGGAAGUAGUGGCGGAAGCAGUGACAGAAACGGUGGCAGUGAUUUGGAUCCUGCUGAUGACAGCUAUGACACCAUGGCUGAGACUGGAACCAUUGCUGGUAUUGUGAGCGCUGUUGCUAUGGCUCUGGUCGGUGCAGUGAGCAGCUACAUCUCCUACCAGAAGAAGAAGUUGUGCUUCAGCAUACAGCAGAGUCUGAAUGCAGAUAUGGUGAAAGCAGAUGCCCCAGAUGCUGUAGUUGCACAGGAGCCACAAGUUCAACAAACUCUUCUCCAGCCUCCCAAUGCUGAGCCGCCGACAGAGGAAAAUGCAGUGUAAUCUGAAAUGCAUCAUCCAAACUAAAGAGGGCGCAGUUCUAAAUCGUUGUUCUCCAAUUUGAAUGCCACUGUAUUUCCCAGCGCAUUUGCACCACAAUGCCCUUUUUGAAGUACCAAUGUGACUGUUUAAAUCAACCUUAAAUAUAGUUUAAUAAUUUUUUUAAAUUCUAUUUUAACUGUUCACAUGCAACAAUGUAGU